Nicotiana attenuata is the source of this 1317-nucleotide messenger RNA. RefSeq lists its product as uncharacterized. The coding region runs from base 1 to 1317 and encodes 438 amino acids. The record is from RefSeq and is a predicted model, not a curated record. The transcript has 2 exons. NCBI's taxonomy places the organism in Eukaryota, Viridiplantae, Streptophyta, Magnoliopsida, Solanales, Solanaceae.
AUGCGAGAAUUUUUCGCUUAUAGAAUUCAGGAAAGAAAAGAUGAAGUUCCAACCAUUGUGUCUCCAGGAAAAUUAUUUCAGCAAUUUUUAGUUGAUGGUUAUACAAUGAUAGAAUCUUCUUGGUUGAAGUUUAUAAGGACUCAUCAAAAUCAUUUAAGAGUUGAUUCUUGUAAAGUCCUAGCAGAUGCUAUAUUGCAUGGUGAUAUUGAUCCUUCAUCCCAAGGUAAAAGGAUAAUUCUACCUCCAAGCUUUACAGGGGGUGCACGAUAUAUGGUUCAGAAUUAUCAAGAUGCUAUGGCAAUAUACAAAUGGGCUGGGUACCCUAAUCUUUUUAUCAUAUUUACUUGCAAUCCUAAGUGGCCAGAGAUUACCAGAUUUGUGGAGAGCAGGGGCUUGAAUCCUGAAGAUCGUCCAGACAUUUUAAAUAUUGAUCGAAUAAUUUUGGUAGAAAUACCAGAUGAGGUGGGUGAUUCUAAUUAUUGUAAUGCCGUAAAAAAUUUAAUGAUGCAUGGUCCAUGUGGUUCUGGUAGGAAAUAUUCUCCUUGCUUGCAGAAUGGUAGAUGUACAAAGCGCUUUCUUAAAAAGUUUGUUGACGCAACAACGGUUGAUGAAGAAGGGUAUCCUGUUUAUAGAAGAAGGGGUAAUGGUAGAAGAAUUAUGAAAAAUGGUAUUCAUUUGGAUGACAGGUAUGUGGUGCCACACAAUCGCUUCUUAUUAUUAAAAUAUGGCGCUCAUAUCAAUGUGGAAUGGUGCAAUCAAACAAGAUCCAUUAAAUACUUACUUAAGUACGUCAAUAAAGGUCAUGAUCGUGCAACUGCUGCUUUUUCUCAAAGUACUCAUGACAAUGGUUCCUCAACCAUUGAUGAAAUUAACAUGUAUUAUGAUUGUCGCUACAUAUCCCUAUAUGAAGCUGCUUGGAGAAUAUUUAAAUUCCCAAUUCAUCAUAAAGAACUGUCAGUAGAAAGACUAUCAUUCCAUCUUCCAAAUGAACAAAGUGUCAUUUUCUCUGAUGAUGAUCCAAUUGAUAAUGUUGCCAAUAGACCAAUUGUAAAGGAAUCUAUGUUUUUAGGAUGGUUUGAGGCAAACAAAAUUUAUUCGGAAGCAAGAGAUUUGACUUACGCAGAAUUUCCUCUUAAAUUUUGGUGGAACAAAAAAUUUAAAAAAUGGGAAAAGAGGAUAAAAUCUGCAUUUUCUAUUGGCAGGAUUUUCUUUGUUACUCCAGGGAGUGGAGAGAUAUAUUAUCUCAGAUUGUUGUUGAAUAUUAUCAAAGGUCCAACUUCAUAUGAAAAACUUAGAACCGAACUAUCUUACUUUUAG